CUUUCGAACGCACUACGAGGAGUAAACAGUGAUCAGCUGACAGCGAAGGGAGGAACCCCGACGCCCAUCAUUUUCUCCGUAUAAUUACACCCCCGCCCCUUCCCCUCGGCUGGCUUCAUUACCGAGAACUCCACAAAUGAAGGGGAGAUGAUAUGACAUCGCGCAGAGGGAAAAUAUAACGAAGAAGAUGAGUGAUAAGGACUAUUCGCCGCUGAGCUCCGCCUGUGUGCGGGCUCUGAGCGACAAGUUAUAUGAUAAAAGAAAAGCCGCUGCCUUGGAAAUUGAAAAAAUGGUGAAAGAUUUUGCCGCAGUCAAUAACCAGGAGCAGAUAAGCCGACUGAUACGAGUCCUGGAGGAGUUUGCGAUGUCUCAUAACCCUCAUACCAGAAAAGGUGGACUUAUAGGACUGGCUGCCGUUGCCAUUGGACUUGGGACUAGGGUAUGGCAUUCACUUUUUUGUUGA
Molecule: messenger RNA, 463 nt
Organism: Penaeus monodon (black tiger shrimp)
Lineage: Eukaryota; Metazoa; Arthropoda; Malacostraca; Decapoda; Penaeidae
Product: protein VAC14 homolog
Exons: 2
Coding region: 188-463 (91 amino acids)
Biological process (GO): phosphatidylinositol biosynthetic process; positive regulation of kinase activity
Cellular component (GO): endosome membrane; PAS complex
Source: RefSeq, a predicted model, not a curated record